Molecule: messenger RNA, 4331 nt
Organism: Vanessa atalanta (red admiral)
Lineage: Eukaryota; Metazoa; Arthropoda; Insecta; Lepidoptera; Nymphalidae
Product: P protein-like
Exons: 20
Coding region: 153-2699 (848 amino acids)
Biological process (GO): transmembrane transport
Cellular component (GO): membrane
Source: RefSeq, a predicted model, not a curated record
CCGGGCGUAACUAGCGCCGCGUGAUUCAAUAUCGUUUUUAAAAUGCGGGUACAUAGGUAUAUUGUGGAUUAAUGAUAUGUUUUCAUUUUGAGUGAACUGUGAAGUUUUGUACAAAGAAGAUUUUAAUCAAAAUGCUGCUGUAACAGGUUAAAAUGGAUAUCGUACAAGACUUCACGAACUCGUCGACGGUAUCUAUAGUGGAAUCCAGUACCGAAGAACGUCAGAAAAAGCGGUGUUUCUUCAAGAAGAAUGGCGUGUUGACCAUCAGUGAUUCUAGUUGUGACGCUGAUGUCUCCGCUAUAGACUGUGAACGUGACGUCACACCGGGCAGCCUCGAGGUGUGGGUUGAGCUGCCAGACGCGAUCAAGUUCGACCCUGCGCUCGCGCCGUUUAAGCAGCUAUACGAACAACAUCAUGGUAAACUAGAAUCACGAGAGGAGAUUUCCGAAGGCGACCGUAAUAUAUUCAAUAGAAAGAUAUCGGAUGGCGCUGUCGGUGACGGUGAUACGGUUGAGAGAAACAUACAUUCAAACAACAAGGAUGAAAACAGAUUGGUACAAGAAUCAGCGGCAGCAGACACUAAGAAGAUACCUUCACUGAGAAAAAAACAGCUGGAUCGAACCCUCCGAGUGGUGAAGCUAUCAGCGUUAAUAGCUUGUUGGGUACUUCUCACCGUAUCUCUUCUCUUGAACAGAGAAAAAACAGACGUUGUACUACACACGGCUGUACAUAAUGGAGAUAUUAAAGAAUAUUUCCUCAAAUCAACCAACAAUGACUUCACAGUCUCAAUCACGUUAUCUGGACCAUUUUCUGAUGCGACUGGCAACCAAACCAAGAAUCUGUUGCAGUUAUGGUUACAUCGAGGCUCUAAAACUGAAGAAGAAACUGUUCAGGAUUCUUCGCCAUGGAUCAUCCAACUCCAACCCGAUGACGUCAUAGACUUCGCGCCCAGUGCAUCCGAUUCGAAGACGCUAAGAAUCGAUAAAAAUCACGUACCGAAUAAACAUAACCCAGUGACGUUUAACAGGGGAAAUUCUAGCCGCAUCGAUACUGCGAAUAAUAUUUCAUCGAUAAACUAUAACAAUGAGAGUUCCAUAUCGUUACGUAUUAGCACGACCAGCAACAGAACCGUACCACUGACUGUCAGUUACCAGCUCAACCCGUUAUCGGAGGAGGACGGUAUCAUCUACGCGAGCAUCUUGCUCUGUGUACUGUACAUUUUAAUCAUCUUCGAGAUAGUAAAUAGAACUAUAGCAGCCAUUCUGUCAUCGUCCCUGGGAGUCGCGGUGCUGGCCCUCAGCGGCGUCAGACCCUCGCUACCAGAACUCGUCUCCUGGCUGGACAUGGAGACUUUGCUCCUGCUGUUCAGCAUGAUGAUUCUGGUUGCCAUAUUGGCGGAAACCGGUCUCUUUGAUUAUUUAGCGGUUGUGGCUUUUGAGUUGACCGGCGGUCGAACCUGGCCUCUCAUCAACACGCUGUGCUUCUUCACGGCUAUCUUUUCAACAUUCCUGGACAAUGUUACCACUGUUCUACUGAUGACACCAGUCACUAUAAGAUUAUGUGAAGUGAUGCAGCUAAACCCUGUACCAGUUCUGAUGUCCAUGGUGAUCUUCAGUAACGUGGGUGGAGCGGCCACACCCGUUGGGGAUCCUCCCAAUGUGAUCAUAGCUAGCCAUCCGUCUGUAUUACAUGCGAACAUAAACUUCACAUCAUUCACUCUUCACAUGGGUGUCGGGAUCUUGCUCGUUUGCGUGCAAACAUACAUACAACUGCGCUUCAUGUUCCGCGACAUGAACAAGUUGAGACAUAGUGUGCCAAGGGAUAUCGUGGAGAUGCGUCAAGAGAUAGGAGUCUGGAAGAGAGCCGCAGCGUCCCUCUCCUCUUAUUCAAGAGACGAAGACAUUGUGAGGAGAGCGCUUGAGAAAAAGGUGCAGAGACUGCAGACCACGCUCCUGAAACGAGAGGCAGGCAGUGGGAAGUCCAAGUCGGACCCGCUAUUCUCUUCGACGCUCGCUCAAAUGAAACAAAAGUACCGCAUCAGAGAUAUGCAGCUGUUGGUGAAGUCAACGAUCUGCGUGACGUUCGUUGUUGUCGUGUUCUUCCUGCACGCCAUACCUGAACUACAGGGAUUAUCAUUGGGUUGGACGGCGUUACUCGGAGCCAUACUUCUGCUACUUCUGGCUGAGAGGGAAGACCUGGAACCGGUGCUAGCUAGAGUGGAGUGGUCUACCUUAUUAUUCUUUGCAGCCUUAUUUGUUUUAAUGGAGGUUUUAUCAAAAUUAGGCUUAAUAGCCUGGAUAGGCAGCCUAACGGAAUCACUCAUAUUAAAAGUCGGUGAGGAAUCAAGACUGUCUGUUGCGAUAAUGCUUAUAUUGUGGGUGUCGGGGCUGGCGUCGGCGUUCGUGGACAACAUCCCGCUGACGACGAUGAUGGUGCGCGUGGUGGGCGCGCUGGCGAGCUCGCUGGCGCUGCCGCUGCCGCCGCUGGCCUGGGCGCUCAGCUUCGGCGCCUGCCUCGGAGGCAACGGAACACUAAUCGGUGCGAGCGCCAACGUCGUGUGCGCGGGCGUGGCGGAGCAGCACGGCUACCGGUUCACCUUCAUGGAGUUCCUCAAAAUCGGGUUCCCCAUCAUGAUCGGGAACCUCAUCGUCGCCUCCAUAUAUCUCUUGAUAUGUCACAGUCUUUUCACUUGGCAUUGAAACUUAUUCAAGAUUCGAAUGCAAUUUUUUUUAAUUUAUGACAUCUGCCUUGUAAUUAUAGUGCCAGCGACUUAUCUGUUCUGCGGCAGCGUUGCCGUCGUCGAAUUGAAUGUUACCAUUUAAAUAAAUUUACCGAGAUAUUUUGGUAAUUUUGGUAUAGUUUAGAUUUAAUUUUCAGAAUUCCUGAUGUCGCUUUCAGUAUCACUUCGUAACUGGAAGAUAGAGUGUGCAUCAAAAUUUACAUCGUUUUUUUUUUCCAUAGAUAGUAUUUUUGAUUAAGACACUAAAAAUUGGAAACACUGGACACCAGGCAAUUUGACAGAGGAACGACAAUUCAAAAUGGCGUUAGUUCUCCAUUUGCCGCCAAAACCGAUAAGUCGGUGGCACUAUAAUUCAUUACCUAUUUGUCAGCUGUCAAAAACAUUUUUUUUAAACAUGGCGUCUGUUUUAUUUUAUAUUAUGAUUAGUCAAUUUUAAAUCCAUCGAUAUCAAUGACAUCACAAAAAAUAAUAUUAAAAUAUAACUCUUAUAUGAUAGUAUUGUCUGUUCCAAACAUAAUGUAUGUUUUAAUUUUAUGUUUUACGAAAUAAUUGUAAUAAUUUCUACCAUUUAAUAUUGAUAUGGGAGCACCACCUUUAUAGCAACUGUAGUUGCUGUUGCUUAACCGACACAGUAUUUAUUAUUACUUUUAGUUCCUCCAUUUGUUUAGUACUUAUUUUUUUUAUUAGAUAACUAAAUAUUUUAAAUUAAUUUUAGUUUUAAAAGAAAAAUAUUUAUUUAAAUGUAAAAAUGGGCCCAAAACUUAAAAAAGGUAUUUUAAUCGAGUAUUGUUUUAGUUGCUUUAAGUCAAACGACAAAAUAUUUUAGUACAGUCAGCCUCAAAUACAUUAUAGGCUAUUAGAUCAUUUUUUAAUAAUUAUUAGGGCGUGUUAAUAUUACGUAUAUAUUAAUUAGAGAAAUUAUCUAUUUUACAUCACAGUGCUCCAAAUUUGUUUGCCGACAUCUAGAACAAGAUAUAUACGAGAUACCUUCAAAAGAAUAUUUUAUGGAAGAAAACAAUAGGAACUAGCACAGUUUCAACAUGUAACUAUUGUUUAAACAUAAAUUAACUUUCGUUUUAAAUUUGUUUUGUUAAAAGAAAUAUCAUUAUUUGGUCAAAUUGAAUAUAAGAAUUAAUAAUUUGACAGUAUACAGGCUGCCCAAAAAGCUUUAUUUUAUAAAAUUUAAUAAAACGCUACCUCAGCAGCUGUUACAAAAUUCUGUUCUAAUUUGGCUUAUUUAAAUUAUCACGAGCUGUGUCUGUAUUAACUUGGAUUUGUAUGUGUAUGGCCUACAGCGCUCCUGGCGGAUAAUUAAUGAACUUAAUUUGACUUAAAAUCACAAAUUUUUUUUUACAAUAAUAUUUGCUAUCAUCCAAGGUUGCUAUUUUUGAGGCUGACUGUACACGAUUAGUGAUAACAUCAAACUUUCAAACGUAUUUGAACUAUGUAUUAUAUUUUAUCAAUUGAUGUAGUAUUAUUAUCAUAAAAACUAAUGUUUUAAUGAAAUCGAUAUUAUUUUAUAUGAAAAAUAAACGUUGGCUAAAUCAAUUUUAGUUAACUAAAUAUAUCACAAUUCUUAUUAUUGUUGUAA